AGGGAAUCCGCACUCCUCCUAUAGCCUCUUCCUUGACUUCCGGCUGAGUGCCGGCACAUGGUGCGAGCCCCGUACACAAACGUCGACGAAACCUCGUUCGAUCUAAUUAGCGAUGGAGGACACACCGGCGGAGAAUUCCCCCAAGCUUCCGGUCCCUGGCCGCCGUAACAUCCUCAUCACCAGCGCCCUCCCUUACGUCAACAACGUCCCCCACCUUGGAAAUAUCAUUGGGUGCGUUUUGAGUGCGGAUGUGUUUGCUCGAUAUUGCCGGUUGCGGGGCUAUAAUACGAUUUAUAUCUGUGGGACGGAUGAGUAUGGAACCGCCACGGAGACAAAGGCUAUGGAGGAGAAUUGCUCUCCCAAGGAAAUCUGUGACAAGUACCAUGAAAUUCAUAAGGAGGUCUAUAAGUGGUUUGACAUAAGCUUUGAUGAGUUUGGACGCACAUCCUCUCCACAGCAGACUGAAAUCUGCCAAUCAAUUUUUCACAAAUUGUUGGAGAAUAAUUGGCUAUCUGAAAAAACCAUGCUCCAGCUCUAUUGUGAUACAUGCCAACGCUUCUUAGCUGAUCGGCUUGUGGAGGGAACAUGCCCUACAUUGGAUUGCAAUUAUGAAUCUGCACGUGGCGAUCAGUGUGAAAAAUGUGGAAAAUUGUUAAAUCCAACUGAACUGAUAGAUCCCAAGUGCAAGGUAUGCCAAAGGACUCCACACAUAUGUGACACAGACCAUUUGUUUCUAGAGCUACCCUUGCUGAGGAAAAAAUUGGAAGACUAUAUUGACAGUAUGUCGAUAACUGGAUCUUGGAGCCAAAAUGCAAUUCAAGCAACACAAGCAUGGCUGAAGGAAGGCCUGAAACCUCGCUGUAUUACAAGAGAUCUAAAAUGGGGAGUUCCUGUGCCACAUGAAAAGUAUAAAGACAAGGUAUUCUAUGUGUGGUUCGAUGCCCCAAUUGGGUAUAUCUCAAUCACUGCAUGCUACACUCUCGAGUGGGAGAAAUGGUGGAAGAACCCUGAAAAUGUGGAGUUGUAUCAGUUCAUGGGCAAGGAUAACGUGCCAUUUCACACGGUAAUGUUUCCUUCCACACUGAUUGGAACCGGUGAAAAGUGGACGAUGAUGAAGACCAUAAGUGUCACGGAGUAUUUAAAUUAUGAAACAGGAAAAUUUUCUAAAAGUAAGGGUGUUGGAGUUUUUGGUAAUGAUGCAAAGGAUACAAAUAUUCCCACAGAAGUGUGGAGAUACUACUUGCUUACAAAUAGACCUGAGGUAUCGGACACUUUAUUUACAUGGUCAGACUUACAGGCUAAGCUGAAUAGUGAGCUGCUGAAUAACUUGGGCAAUUUUGUGAAUCGUGUAUUGAGCUUUAUUGCCAAACCAGAAGGAGCAGGAUAUAACUCUAUUGUUCCUGAUGCUCCUGAUGCAGAGUCACAUAACUUGACAAAAGAUUUAGGAGAGAAAGUUGGUAAAUUGGUUGACCAAUAUCUUGAUGCCAUGGAAAAGGUAAAACUAAAGCAAGGCUUGAGGACUGCAAUGAGCAUAUCUAGUGAAGGUAAUGCAUAUCUACAGGAGAGCCAAUUUUGGAAGCUUUACAAAGAAGACCCAUCUUCUUGUGCCAUUGUGAUGAAGACAUCAGCUGGUCUUGUCUACCUUCUUGCAACUUUGUUGGAACCCUUUAUGCCUUCUUUCUCUAUUGAAGUGCUAAGGCAGCUAAAUUUAUCACCAAAAACAUCUCUCUCAUUCUGUAACGAGAAAGGAGAAACAGAUGACAAAAAGAAACCUUGGAAUUUUUUACCAUCUGGACACAGUAUAUCGAAACCCGAACCACUAUUUAAGGAACUGAAAGAUGAAGAUGUGGAGUACUUUAGGAUGAGAUUUGCUGGUAGUCAAGCUGACAGAAAGGUGAAAGCAGAAGCUGAUGCUAAAAAGAUAACCGAGCAGCUAAAGAGCACAAACAUAACAGAAGCCAAUGCAAAGAAACAACAGUGCAAGCCAGAAGGCAGUCCAAAAGCAAAGCCUACCGAAACAGAGAUACCAAUUACAAAACUUGACAUCCGUGUGGGUCUCAUCAAGAAAGUUCAGAAGCAUCCGGAUGCUGACGCCCUUUACGUGGAAGAAAUUGAUGUGGGUGAGGAAUCAACUAGAACAGUUGUUAGCGGACUUGUCAAGUACAUUCCUCUUGAAGAAAUGCAGAACCGGAAGGUUUGUGUUCUCUGUAAUCUGAAACCAGCAACAAUGCGGGGCAUUAAGUCUCAUGCAAUGGUCUUGGCUGCAUCCAGUGAUGACCAUUCCAAAGUAGAAAUGGUCGAUCCACCUGCAUCAGCUGCUGUUGGUGAGCGAGUAACCUUCUCCGGAUACUCUGGUGAGCCCGACAACAUAAUUAGUGCCAAGAGCAAGGUCUGGGAGAAGGUACAGUUGGACAUGCAUACAGAUGCUGAGCUGGUAGCCUGCUACAAGGAUGUGCCAUUCAUGACGUCCGCUGGGGUUUGCAAGGUCUCAUCUAUUGCAAACGGAAUAAUAAGUUAGAAUCAUAUGUCCUUCUGUCCGUCACAGGACUCCAUUGAUGCUUCUUCUCACAUCUUAUCUUGUAUCUAUAUAAAUUGAUGAUACAACGAUCCUCAAAGAGGAAUUCAUAUUGCUCUUCUAAAUCUUGGUGUGUGCCAACAUUUUACCCACCCGCAUACUCGAUGUACAUACUAGUGACUUUUUAAUGAAAUGUGUCGUUGUUGGAUCAAA
Musa acuminata subsp. malaccensis (wild Malaysian banana) is the source of this 2728-nucleotide messenger RNA. RefSeq names its product probable methionine--tRNA ligase. The record is from RefSeq and is a predicted model, not a curated record. Gene Ontology annotation, cellular component: cytosol; aminoacyl-tRNA synthetase multienzyme complex. Gene Ontology annotation, molecular function: ATP binding; methionine-tRNA ligase activity; tRNA binding. NCBI's taxonomy places the organism in Eukaryota, Viridiplantae, Streptophyta, Magnoliopsida, Zingiberales, Musaceae. Gene Ontology annotation, biological process: methionyl-tRNA aminoacylation.